Messenger RNA from Thalassophryne amazonica, 2395 nucleotides. RefSeq names its product phosphorylase kinase, gamma 2 (testis) (gene phkg2). Gene Ontology annotation, molecular function: phosphorylase kinase activity; ATP binding; calmodulin binding. The record is from RefSeq and is a predicted model, not a curated record. NCBI's taxonomy places the organism in Eukaryota, Metazoa, Chordata, Actinopteri, Batrachoidiformes, Batrachoididae. Gene Ontology annotation, cellular component: phosphorylase kinase complex. The coding region runs from base 431 to 1693 and encodes 420 amino acids. The transcript has 10 exons. Gene Ontology annotation, biological process: glycogen biosynthetic process; protein phosphorylation.
CAUGGUGGCAGUAAAGCCACGCCGCGUGGUAAAACAAGUCUGAAGUAGUUUCAAGGAAUGUGCCCAGAAAGUAAACAGUUGGUAGCUGCUGCUGUUAGCUUACGUCCAUCUACGGGGGAAUUAGAUGGUUUCAUGUGAUUUUCCUCGAACUGAUGUGGCAUUAUUUUAAGUUUUUCUGUUGCGUCCAUUAUUCCCUGUGUUCAUUUCACAGUUCUUUUGUCGUUUUACUGCAUACACGGUGAGUGUUUUGGUCCGUAAAGCGGCUUUCCAGGUACAGUUAGCUGUGAUGAUGAAUCAGAUAUGUUUGAGAAUGACAAAAUAGAGGAGAAACGUGUGAACAGCUGCCGAAGUGCCUGCAAACGAGAAGAAAACGAAGCACUUCCGUGUCAGGGUGUCCUCUCUGUCGUUCCGCUUGCAGAUUUGUAUCACCAUGACCAAAGACAUCGUUGUUGGAGAUGAAUUGCCAGACUGGGUAGGUGCCAAAGAGUUCUACCAGAAAUAUGACCCAAAAGAGGUGAUUGGAAGGGGUGUAAGCAGUGUGGUGCGCCGUUGUGUGCACAAACACACUGGGCAGGAGUUGGCAGUGAAGAUUAUUGAGAUCACAGCAGAGAAGAUGACCACUCAGCAGUUGCAGGAGGUGAAAAUCUCCACACUUAAAGAAAUUCAAGUCCUCAACAUGGUGAAGGGACACUCCUCAAUCAUUACCCUCAUUGAUUCCUAUGAGUCUACAACUUUCAUAUUUUUGGUGUUUGACCUCAUGAGGCGUGGAGAGCUGUUUGACUACCUCACAGAAAAAGUUACUCUGAGUGAAAAAGAAGCUAGGAGUAUAAUGCGAGCUUUGCUGGAAGCGGUGCAAUACCUUCACUCCCUGAAUAUCGUUCACCGGGACCUGAAGCCUGAGAACAUUCUCCUGGAUGAUCAAGGGCAUAUCAAACUGUCUGACUUUGGCUUCUCAGUGCAGCUACAGCCCGGGGAGAAGCUCAGAGAACUCUGUGGUACUCCUGGUUACCUGGCCCCGGAAAUACUAAAAUGUUCCAUGGAUGAAAUGCACCCAGGCUACGGCAAGGAGGUUGAUCUGUGGGCGUGCGGCGUGAUCCUUUUCACCUUACUGGCCGGUUCACCGCCAUUCUGGCAUCGCAAACAGAUGCUGAUGCUGAGAAUGAUAAUGGAGGGGCACUAUCAGUUCAGCUCUCCGGAGUGGGACGACAGGUCGGACACUGUAAAGGAUCUAGUUGGUCCAGCAGUUCUCUUUUCAGUGUAUACUUUUGAUUUUGGGGUUGAUUUACUCCCAACAUAUGGAAUAAUUUCAUCUGACUCAAAGAUAUCCAGGCUGCUGGUACUCGAUCCAGCUCUCCGUCUGACUGCAGAACAAGCGUUAUCACAUUCCUUCUUCAGACAGUACCAGAAGGAGGACGUACGACUCUUCAGUCCCAGAAAGACAUUUCGAGUGUUGAUCAUCUCUGUGCUAGCGUGUAUCAGGAUGUACAGCCGUUAUCGCAAAGCUCGGCCACUGACUCGGGAGGUGCUGGGCAGAGAUCCUUACUCUGUUCGCGGCAUCCGCAAACUCAUCGACGGAUGUGCUUUCCGCAUCUACGGACACUGGGUGAAGAAAGGCGAGCAGCAGAACAGAGCCGCCCUCUUUCAAAACACAGCUAAGAUUGUGCUACUGGACCUGGAGGACUUUGACACUUAAAAACCUCAUGCCUAACCAUGUGGAUUUGUUGUUUAUAUAUUACCAUUUGCAUGUACUGUUGUGUCAGCGCAUGCCUUAUCAAGUUACUGUGUUUAAUUUUACAAUGAGGAAUUCAGGGACCUGGACUUUCUUAUUCCUUACUGUGCAUCCCUUCUUUGCAGUUUAAGUUCAGGCAUGCUCAGUAGAAUUUUUUAUUAUUAUUAUAAUACUCUGAAGUUUUUCCUGAUGGAAACACCACAAAGUCAAGUCAGAGGGUUUGCAGAACAAAGCUAUUUGUGAUGCCACUUUGCAGAAUAGUACACAUUACACAGUGUCCUGAUUAAACACAUAACAAGAAGGUGCAUUGCAUACUGUAUAUUAGGAAUUUUAACCUUUUGAUCAUCAGUUAUGACUGAGGAAAGUGUUUCUAAUCACUGUGUGGUUAAAGCUGAUUUUUAAAGCACUGUGAUUGGUUAUUUAAUAAUCAUACACCUAUUGCAUAAAGGCUGUUUUACAAAUAUGCCACUGCAAACAAAGUACUAUGAAGCGAUAUAUGAGGACCUUUUGAAAUAUUUAUGUUCUGUACAGUAUUUUAGUUCUUUUUAGAAAAAAAAUACUUUAGCUGUCAUGCACAGAGCCUUUCCUCAAUAAACCCACUUAGUGUAACUGUGAAGUCUGACUGUAUCUAACACAAAUAUUCUAUUUAAUAAAAGAAUCAUGUAU